AUGCAGGCGCCAUGCGUGGCGCAGCUGCCGUCGCGCGGGCAGCCCGUGCACGCCUCGACGCGGGUAGCAGCAGCGCAGCUACACACCUGCGCCCUGGGCAGCCGUCACAUUCAACGCGCCACUGUCCAGCCGCGCCCGACUACUCUCCACUCUCUCUCGCGUGGACCGGACCUGAAAUGUCCGGCGCGCCCCGGACGAACACCCAGUCUGGGCAGCUGGAGUGAAGGUGGUGGUUCCUACGCGGAGGCGAGCGCACGCGGGUUCACACAGCGCACACGGCCGCAUCCGUCAAGGAGGCGCCCCUUGAGGCCGGCGGUCAGGCGGCGCGCGGCGCAGGGAGAGGGCGGGGGGCGUUCGACGGGCGAGGAGCCCGGCUGCGACCCGGACGGGCCCGUGCUGGCCGACCUGGACACGGACCCGGCGCCGCAAGAGGCCUCCGAGCUGUUCGGAGAGAAGCAGUUCAGCUUCGACCGCGGGGCCGCGGCGAGGUGGCUGUACGUGGCGUGGGUGGUGUGCUGCGGGGUGGAGCGGACGUGGCGGUUCGGACUCCCCCUCAUCCUCGCCCAGCUCCCAGGCGGGUUCGCGUCGGUGGCGACCCUGGGCUUCGUCGCGCAGCUGUCCAUGUUCCUCCUCGGCCCGCUGAUCGGCGUGGUGCUCGACUCGAUCGACCGCCGCGCCGGUCUGCUGAUUGUCCUCAUUGGACAGAACCUCAUGGUUGUGGUGUCGUGCAUGCUCGUGGCGUGGUGCCUCGGGCCCGGCGGCGGCGGCGUGAUCAGCCCGGCGGCCUUCGCCGUGAUGGCCAUCAUCGCGUGCGCGCAGCGCAUCCUUAACGCAGGGACGGAUGUGGCGAUCGAGCGGGACUGGACCGUUGUGCUGGCGAACAAGAACACGAAGUGGCUCGUGGACAUCAACGCGAACACGCGCCGCAUCGACCAGCUCGCGGAGAUCGCCGGGACCUUUUUGUUCGGCCUGGUGUUCACCAAGUACGGCUCCGUGGCGGCGCUGCUGACCAUGGCCGGCCUCGUCGCGCUGUCGUGCCCCGCGCAGCUCCUCGCGACCGCGAAAAUGAGCCGCAUCAUGGGCGAGGCGCUCUUCCGCCCCACCGACACCCCCGGCGCCGGCAUGCUCGGCCUCCGCCUGAUGGCCGAGAGCUCCGACUCCUCCCCGGGGACUCUCGCGCACCAGCGCCUCAUGGAGGUCGCGGGGCACUCCGUGCGCGCGGCCUUCUACAGCGUCCGCGCGAUCGUCAACGGGUGGCGGCUGUUCUUCGCCCAGCGGUCGCUGCUGCCGUCGCUGGCGUACAUCGCGCUCUUCUUCAACGCGGUGCUGUCGCCCGGCGGGCUGAUGACGGCGUACCAGGCGAGCAAGGGGCUCCCGGGGACGACGUCCGCGCUCUUCCGGGGCUCGUGCGCCGCGAUGGGCUUCGUGGGCGUCUGGCUCGCCGACGUCACCAUCAAGCGCCUCGGGCUGGUGCGCGCCGGGUUCGCGUCGCUCGGCGUGCAGGCGGCGGCGCUGCUGCCGUGCAUGUACAUCUACUUCGCGCGGCUCGCGCCGGUCGACGCAGCGCUGGGGGCCUCGGUGGCGUCGCAGGGGGCGCAAGCCAUCGCCGCAGCGGCGCCGCCGCCCGUGGAGGCCGCGACGGGCAUCGCGGCCGCGCUCGGGUUCCCGUCGAUGGAGCUCGCGGCGUUCUGCGGGCUCGUCGUGGUGUCGCGCGUCGGGCUGUGGAUGUAUGACAUGUGCGUGAGUCAGGUCUUCCAAACCAUGGUUCCGUCCAACAUCUGCGGACAGGUGUCGUCCGCGGAGGCCGCGCUGUGCAGCCUCACGGAGCUGCUGAUGCUCGGCAUCGCGUCGCUGCUGUCGGACCCGGCGAACUUCGGGCGGCUGGUGGUGCUGUCGGGGUCGGCGGUGGCGGUGUCGCUGGUGAUCUACGCGGCGUGGGGGCUGCAGCUGCGGAGCGGCGAGGGGCGCGCGGGGAACGUGAGCAUGGACGAGGAGCGUGCGCUGACGCUCCCGAACGCUGGGAAGGACUCGGGGGGGGUCGCGCCCGCAUGA
Molecule: messenger RNA, 2052 nt
Organism: Pedinophyceae sp. YPF-701
Lineage: Eukaryota; Viridiplantae; Chlorophyta; Pedinophyceae
Source: the annotation of a GenBank genome assembly